UGAUUAUCAGUGGAAGGGAAACGAUGUGUGGCUUCGCUUCGUUAGUCCUUAUCGCUUUGGUGCUCUUUCAAGAUGGGCACUCGCAGCUUCUCGACGAUAAUUGCGGUGGUCCGAAAAUGAUAACUUUUAGAAUAGCAGGAGGGAGGAUUGCCCCAAUAAAUACCGCUCCGUUUAUGGCUAGUCUAUACAAUGGUACCGAACUUUUGUGCGGCGGAUCGCUCAUACACAAAAGACACGUUCUUACAGCUGCUCACUGUGUAUAUGGACUGAAAGAGGUGACCCUCCGCUUGGGAGAACAUGACCGAUCAUGUUCGCCAGCGAAGUGCCCACAUGUGCAGCGUUACACUGCCCAGAUUAUAAUGCACCCCGGGUUUAAGAACAAUAUCCUCUUUGAUGAUAUGGCUCUGUUGAGACUGGACCGUGAAGUAACUUACAAUGAAAAUAUCCGGCCGGUUUGCAUCAUUUUGGAUGAGGACGUAACUUCAGAUGAGGUGUACAAAUUUUCGGCCUUCGGCUGGGGUGCAACGGAACAUAAUGUUUCAAGCCAAGUACUGAAAACAGUCGAUCUUUACCGAUUGCCCCCAGACCAAUGUUAUGUAAGCCUCAACAAAAUUUGUGCUGGCAGCGACUUGGGCGAUACCUGUGGUGGGGACUCUGGAGGUCCGUUAGGAUCGAAUACCACAUAUCGGGGAAGAGACUUGUACGUCCAGUACGGGGUACUAAGCUACGGUAGCACUUAUUGCGACGGCAAAGGCGUCUAUACAGAUGUCAAUACGUACAGAUUAUGGAUAGCCAAUACGGUGCUGGAAACCGAAAAGAGGCUUUUGACUGAGAAAUGCAAAAGUGAUUGGGGUGGUAAUGUUCUCGUCCGCCUAUGGGAGAUGUCACUGUUUGAGCACAAUUUUGCUGGCGCCCUAAUCACAACACAGUUUGUCCUGACUGUUGCCAGUGCUUUCCCCUCAAAUAUCACUAAAAUAACAGUGGAAUCUAAAUAUCUUAACACCUAUGAUAUAGAAUGGUUUCACAUACAUCCCAGCUUCACAUCUUCACCAAUACAGAAUAAUAUAGCUGUGAUAAAGCUGGAUAGGAAACUGCCAAUAUCAGUUAAAGAUCUCGAAGCACCGAUCUGCAUGGGUCUGAAUUUGAGUCCUCCGAAGACGUGGAACGCCUACCUCUAUAGUCUCGACGCUAGUUUUUUGGGCACUAAAAGUGUGGAUCUGGAGGGAAUCGAUAAUUGCUCCACCAAAAUUAAGCUGCCCGUAGAACGGGAUCAGUUCUGUGUUGAGAAACCUGAUCAAUUAAUGUAUGCACCUUAUGAAACACCUGGUUCUGUAAUAGGGACAAAACAAACCUUUAGGGGCACCGAAAAAUAUCUUAUUGCUGCCUUAAUAAGCCAUACUCAGGGUAAUGUCAUUGUGCUUACAAACAUUCAAGACCACCAAAAAUGGAUUACGGAUGAGUUGAAAGGUUGAUUACUGCUUAUUAUAAUGAUUAUACUCAACAAGCACUCUGAUGAAAAUUUUACUGAAUAAAUGAGCCGGAUGCGUGUUCAA
This is a messenger RNA of Drosophila suzukii, 1553 nucleotides long. RefSeq lists its product as uncharacterized. The record is from RefSeq and is a predicted model, not a curated record. Gene Ontology annotation, biological process: proteolysis. NCBI's taxonomy places the organism in Eukaryota, Metazoa, Arthropoda, Insecta, Diptera, Drosophilidae. Gene Ontology annotation, molecular function: serine-type endopeptidase activity.